AUGUGUGAUAGAGGUCAACUACCUAAUAUAAUUACGUACAGUUCUAUAUUGGAUGCUUUAUGCAAAAACCAUCAAGUUGAUAAGGCACUUGCAUUAUUUAAAGAAUUUAAAGAGAAAGGUAUUCAACCUGAUGUAUACACAUACACUAUUAUUAUUGAUGGAUUGUGUAAAGAUGGAAGACUAAAGGAUGCACAAAAGGUUUUUGAAGAACUUUUGGUCAAAGGCUACAAUCUUGAUGCAUGUACAUAUAAUGUUAUGAUCCAUGGAUUUUGUAAGAGUGGCUUGUUUGACGAAGCAUUGACAUUGCUGUCAAAGUUGAAAGACAAUGGUUGCACUCUGAAUGCUCAAACUUAUGAAAUUAUUAUUCUUUCCCUAUUUGAAAAUGAUGAAAAUGAUAAAGCAGAGAAACUUCUUCGUGAAAUGAUUGCGAGAGGUCUAAUGUAA
Messenger RNA from Vicia villosa (hairy vetch), 444 nucleotides. Its product is annotated as pentatricopeptide repeat-containing protein At1g63080, mitochondrial-like. The coding region runs from base 1 to 444 and encodes 147 amino acids. The transcript has a single exon. The record is from RefSeq and is a predicted model, not a curated record. Gene Ontology annotation, molecular function: protein binding. Lineage: Eukaryota; Viridiplantae; Streptophyta; Magnoliopsida; Fabales; Fabaceae.